AUGAGCGCAGACAUUUGGUUCAGAGGCUGGAAGUCGAAAGAUGGCCAGAAGCUAGCUGAUAUACAAAUUAUGCGGCUUAUUACUCUCACGAAUCAAUGGCAACACAAUGAAACAACUGAUAUGUUGAGCGUUUGGGCCUCAGACCCUUCUACUGAGUUCUGGGGGUUUCAACCUUCCCACUCUGAGAGCGCCUGGGUACGAGAAUGUUUACAGGUCAAAUUACCAGCGUUGGGAUACUAUAAGAUGACUGAGGACUAUAAGAGGAUUUCUGCACGCCGUCGAGUCCUCCUGAUCAUUCUCUAUGAUAUCAUCGAAAGAGAAAUAUUGCGACUGCAAGCAUGUUUCUCUGCCCAGCCUAACAAGUUUCUUACUACAGCGAUCAGAAAUAUUUUGGAACAGGCCUAUCCCGGAUAUAACAACAAGCUGUUAUAUGAUCAAUGCAUCAGAUGUCAUCGCUAUGGACAGAAUUUUGAGAGACCCAUGAUAGGGAAUAUUGAGAUGGAGGCUCUUGUUGCAUUUUCUAAAGCAACUUACGACAAAAGCUAUCAAGAGCAACUGCAGAAGACAUUUGAAUGUAUCCUGAAUACAUGUCCUUUGGAACAAAAGAGCACAUAUGAUAUCUGGCUUCCUUCGAUUUCGACGCGAAAACGUUAUCGGAACAAGGCCAAAAGAAUCCAGGAUACACUGAAUCCUGCAUCGACCCAAACA
This is a messenger RNA of Aspergillus steynii IBT 23096, 708 nucleotides long. RefSeq lists its product as uncharacterized. The annotation marks the transcript as partial. NCBI's taxonomy places the organism in Eukaryota, Fungi, Ascomycota, Eurotiomycetes, Eurotiales, Aspergillaceae. The record is from RefSeq and is a predicted model, not a curated record. The transcript is spliced from 2 exons.